Carcharodon carcharias (great white shark) is the source of this 1723-nucleotide messenger RNA. RefSeq names its product copine-9-like. Gene Ontology annotation, biological process: cellular response to calcium ion. The record is from RefSeq and is a predicted model, not a curated record. The transcript has 21 exons. Gene Ontology annotation, cellular component: plasma membrane. NCBI's taxonomy places the organism in Eukaryota, Metazoa, Chordata, Chondrichthyes, Lamniformes, Lamnidae. The coding region runs from base 1 to 1698 and encodes 565 amino acids. Gene Ontology annotation, molecular function: calcium-dependent phospholipid binding.
AUGGCAUCUAUCGGAGACUUCGAUCCGCUUCAGGCUACUGUCCCCGCCACCAAAAUCGAGAUCACCGUGUCCUGCAGGCACCUUCUUGAUGUGGAUACCUUCUCAAAGUCCGAUCCCGUUGUUGUGCUUUUUAUUCAAGGAAUUGGAAGCAAAGAAUGGCGGGAGUAUGGAAGGACUGAAGUAAUUGAAAACACACUGAACCCAGAUUUUGUGCGCAAGUUCGUCCUGGAUUACUUCUUUGAAGAGAAGCAGAAUCUGCGUUUUGAUGUGUACAAUGUGGACUCAAGGAGCACAAACAUUUCAAAACAUCCAGCAGAUCUUCUAUUUACUGAUUUCCUUGGUCAAAUUUUUGUCACUCUGGGAGAAAUUAUUGGAUCUGCAGGCAGUCGUAUUGAGAAAUCACUAACGGGCCUCCCUGGCAAAAAAUGUGGAACACUGAUCUUGUCUGCUGAAGAGCUGAGCAACUGUCGGGACAUUGCAACCAUGCAGCUCUGCGCUAAUAAGCUGGACAAAAAAGAUUUCUUUGGGAAAUCAGAUCCAUUUUUGGUCUUUUAUCGGAGCAAUGAAGAUGGAACGUUUACCAUCUGCCACAAAACAGAAGUGGUGAAGAAUACACUGAACCCAGUCUGGCAACCAUUCACCAUCCCAGUGCGAGCGCUGUGUAAUGGGGAUUAUGACAGAACAGUGAAGGUGGAUGUCUAUGAUUGGGAUCGGGAUGGCAGCCAUGAUUUCAUUGGGGAGUUCACCACAAGUUACAGAGAAUUGUCCCGGGGCCAAAGUCAGUUCAAUGUCUAUGAGGUUUUAAAUCCAAAGAAAAGGGGGAAAAAGAAGAAGUAUAUCAAUUCUGGAACGGUGACACUUCUUUCUUUCAAAGUGGAAUCCGAUUUCACAUUUUUGGAUUACAUUAAGGGCGGAACUCAGCUAAAUUUCACCGUGGCAAUAGAUUUCACUGCAUCUAAUGGAAAUCCUUCACAGCCCACUUCCCUUCACUACAUGAACCCAUAUCAGAUGAAUGCAUAUGCCAUGGCAUUAAAAGCAGUUGGAGAGAUCAUUCAGGACUAUGAUAGUGACAAGCUCUUUCCAGCAUUAGGAUUUGGAGCGAAACUACCGCCAGAUGGGAAAGUAUCCCAUGAGUUUCCACUGAAUUCAGAUCCAGAGAACCCAAACUGCAAUGGGAUUGAUGGGGUUUUGGAGGGAUAUUACCAGAGCCUGCGUAGAGUACAACUUUAUGGACCAACCAAUUUUGCACCAGUCAUCAAUCAGGUUGCCAGGUGUGCAGCACCAGUAACUGACGGCUCUCAGUAUUUUGUGCUAUUGAUUAUCACAGAUGGGGUGAUCUCAGAUAUGGUACAGACUAAAGAAGCCAUUGUUAAUGCCUCAAUCCUUCCAAUGUCGAUAAUUAUUGUUGGAGUGGGACCUGCAGAGUUUGAUGCUAUGGAGGAACUGGAUGGAGAUGAAAUUCGGAUCUCCUCUAGGGGGCGUAUUGCAGAACGUGACAUUGUCCAGUUUGUCCCAUUCCGUGAUUAUGUCGAUCGAUCUGGAAACCAGGUUUUGAGUAUGGCUCGACUUGCCAAGGAUGUUUUAGCAGAAAUCCCGGACCAGCUGCUCUCCUACAUGAAGACAAGAGACAUAAAGCCACGGCCAGCACCUCCCUCUUACACAUCUGCCUCACAACAGUCAUUUCAUACGAGGAUCUGAGGAAAUUCACUCUCUCCUCGAUCAG